AUGUUGAAAAUACUCAUACGAGCCACUUGUUCACAAGCAACACAACCAACCAAGCAUUCAAAGAUGGCUGUCGACGCUCAAAAGCUUGUGGUGGUCAUCCUGAUCGUGGCCAUCCCCUUGUUGUUAAAACUCUUUAGCGGGCAAAAGCCCAAGGCUGUGCUAGACCCCAAGCGGGGCGAGUUCCAGGCAUUCCCACUAGUAGAGAAGACCAUCUUGACGCACAACACUUCGUUGUACAAGUUUGGUUUGCCCCACGCUGACGACGUUCUCGGAUUACCGAUCGGACAGCAUAUUGUGAUCAAGGCCAACAUCAAUGGUAAGGAUAUUUCUAGAUCGUAUACGCCCACUUCGUUGGACGAGGACACCAAGGGAAGCUUUGAGCUACUAGUCAAGUCAUACCCCACAGGGAACGUUUCGAAGGUGAUCGGCGAGUUGCAGAUAGGUGAUUCGAUUGAGAUCAAGGGCCCCCGUGGGAACUACCACUACGAGAGAAACUGUCGUUCCCAUCUGGGGAUGGUUGCGGGCGGUACUGGUAUUUCACCCAUGUACCAAAUCAUGAAGGCCAUUGCUAUGGACCCCCGCGACACCACCAAGGUCUCCCUCGUUUUCGGUAACGUCCACGAGGAGGAUAUUUUGUUGAAGAAGGAACUAGAGGCGUUGGUGGCCAUGAAGCCUUCCCAGCUUAAAAUUGUUCAUUACUUGGACUCGCCAGACCGUGAAGACUGGACCGGUGGCGUCGGGUACAUCACUAAAGAUGUCAUCAAGGAGCAUUUGCCUGCUGCCACUGAGGACAACGUUCAAAUCUUGAUCUGUGGUCCUCCCGCAAUGGUGGCUUCCGUUAGAAGAAGCGUUGUUGACUUGGGAUUCAGACGUUCCAAGCCACUUUCCAAGAUGGAAGACCAAGUGUUCGUGUUCUAG
This is a messenger RNA of Saccharomyces eubayanus, 918 nucleotides long. RefSeq names its product cytochrome-b5 reductase (gene CBR1). Lineage: Eukaryota; Fungi; Ascomycota; Saccharomycetes; Saccharomycetales; Saccharomycetaceae. Gene Ontology annotation, molecular function: oxidoreductase activity. Gene Ontology annotation, cellular component: plasma membrane; endoplasmic reticulum. The record is from RefSeq and is a predicted model, not a curated record. The transcript has a single exon. Bases 1 to 918 code for a protein of 305 amino acids.